This is a messenger RNA of Cicer arietinum (chickpea), 1070 nucleotides long. RefSeq names its product LOB domain-containing protein 15-like. The record is from RefSeq and is a predicted model, not a curated record. Lineage: Eukaryota; Viridiplantae; Streptophyta; Magnoliopsida; Fabales; Fabaceae.
UGAAGAAGAAGAGGAAAUCUCGCGGCUUUCAUCGUAUUUCGUUCGCCAAAGCGAUUCUGCGAAGGAAAUAAAUGACUACUCAUCCAUGUGCGGCCUGCAAGUUUCUGCGUCGGAGGUGCGAGGCAACUUGCGACUUAGCUCCGUACUUUCCGCCGGAACACCCACAACGUUUCAUCAACGUGCACACCGUGUUCGGAAAGAGCAAUGUAUCUAAGUUGUUGAGUGAAUUAGACGCUAAACAACGCGAAGAAGCUGUUAAGUCAUUUGUGUAUGAGGCAGAAGCGCGUUUGAGAGAUCCCGUUUAUGGCUGUGUGGGUUUGGUAUCAGUUCUUCAACAUAGGUUGAGGGAAAUCCAAAUUGAUAUCGAGAAUGCCAAGAAGGAACUUGUUCAUUACCUCCCUCCUGAUGUUAUUCAAUCUGCUUUGGCCAAUCCUGAUGCUUUCUUUGCCCAACAAAACAACCCUAACUUUCCUCCACUAACUCUAUCGAACAGUGGAAGUAGAAGAAAUUUGGUUAUUUGUGAUACUCAACGGAUGCCAAUUGCACCUCCUCAGUCGGUUAUUCAUGAUUCUCAGCAGAGGUCAACUGUUCCUCCACCUAAUGAUGGAGGAAUUUUGGUCAAUCGUAACACACAACAGCGACCAACUAUUCCUUGGGAGAAUAUAAUGGCCCGCAGAAGACAAUUGACCAUUCGUGAUAAUUUUCCGCGACCAACUGUUACUCCACCAUCACAUACCGUAAGUGUUGAUGGUGGAGAGUUGAUCAUGCGUGAAGCUAAGAAACUUCUAAACAUUGAGCAUGUGGGAAAGUAUCCCAAUGACCAUACUGAGCUUAAUUGUACUAAUGAUGAUUCGGUUCGUGUUCGUGCUGUUGUGCUUCCCUUUGAUGGGUUUGACAAUAGUAGCAACGACGAUAAUCAAAAUCACCAGCAAGGGGAACAAGAACAAUAGAUACAUGUUUCAAUUGAGCUGCAGGAAUCACUAAUAAGAAUGAGAAUAAGAGUAAAAAUAGUUGAAAACAUAGUGGUAUCUUUUCUUAUAUUAUUAUCCGAGGUAAAUUAAACCUCUUUU